Sardina pilchardus (European sardine) is the source of this 1237-nucleotide messenger RNA. RefSeq lists its product as uncharacterized. The transcript is spliced from 2 exons. The record is from RefSeq and is a predicted model, not a curated record. The coding region runs from base 152 to 1093 and encodes 313 amino acids. Lineage: Eukaryota; Metazoa; Chordata; Actinopteri; Clupeiformes; Clupeidae.
CCCGCCCGCCCGCCCACCCGCCCGCCCAAUCCAAGCACGGGACUGCGUCUCCGCCGGCGACGCCACAACAACAACACACCUACCUUCUGUAGCGGAGCAUCAGCACUGCCUGAAUAAAAGUGAACCACGUGUCAGUAUUUAUGACCAAAGCAUGGAUGCCAAAUCACCUGUCUGCUCUCUCCUGUCACAGGAGUCCACUGUCUGUGUGUAUGUGUGUGUGUGUGUGUGUGUGUGUGUGUGUGUGUGUACGAGUGAGAGAGUGAGUGUGCGCGUGUGUGCGUGCAUGUAUGACUGUGUGUUUUUGUUCUUUAGAUCGUUCAUGAGCCCUCAGCAACGUGUAAAUAAACAAGAUUAUCUGGUCUCCUAUCUGCAUAGGGACAUCUCUGUUGGCACACGUGCACAUGCUCACACACACAAGCACACUUGUGUCCCACUCGCUCACACACACACACACACGCUUGUCCACCUUCACUUGGCCACAGCCACUCACUUCCUCACACUCGUGCACCAGUGCUUUGUUGCAUCUCAGACUUCUACAUACUCACACACACAGACGCACACACGCGCGUACACGGGUCAACACACAGCAGCAUCUGGUCUGUCUUCACUCUCCUGUGGGCACACACACACACACUCAUGCUCUUGUACACAAAUGGGCACAUGCACACACAAAGGCACUCGCAUGCAAAUACAUGUUCACUCCCAGACACACUUGCACAUGCCAACAGACUCGGUCACGCCCUGGUCACUCUGUCAGCCACUGACCUGCGCACACUCACUCUCUCACUCUCACUCUCUCACUCUCUCACUCUCUCACUCUCUCACUCUCUCACUCUCACUCUCACUCUCACUCUCACUCUCAAACUCUCUCUCUCACUCUCCUCACUCUCUCACUCUCACAUUCCUACUCACUCGUGCUCACUCACUUACUUACACCCACUCUCAAACAAGAGUCAGAGCCCCCAGCACACACACACACACACACACACACACACUCAAACAAACACACACACACACACACACACACACACACACACACACACACUCAAACAAACAAACAAACAAACCAACAAAACAACAAACACACACAUAAUGUUGCAUUGAGUAGUAAAGUAAUAAUGCAAUAAUGAAUGCAUCUAUAUUCCUAUGCUUUCAUUAAACAUGCUAAUCAUUAAUUUAUCUAAGUCCUGUAGAUAAUGUUUUGAUUAUUUUUAUUAAUUAAAUCCAGUGAUUUUUA